Molecule: messenger RNA, 3360 nt
Organism: Myotis myotis
Lineage: Eukaryota; Metazoa; Chordata; Mammalia; Chiroptera; Vespertilionidae
Gene: NLRP5
Product: NLR family pyrin domain containing 5
Exons: 12
Coding region: 1-3360 (1119 amino acids)
Biological process (GO): regulation of inflammatory response
Cellular component (GO): subcortical maternal complex; mitochondrion; nucleus
Molecular function (GO): protein binding
Source: RefSeq, a predicted model, not a curated record
AUGGGAGAAGCCAACGUGUCCCCCUUUUCCGACUGUGGACUGCGCUGGUGUCUCCAGCAGCUGGACAAGGAAGAGUUCCACACGUUCAAGGAGUUGCUGAUGGGAAGCACUUCGGGGCUGGUCCCGGGCUCCUUCCCGUGGAUGGAGGUGGCUGGGGCGGACGCACAGCACCUGGCCUUCCUCCUGCAUGAGCACUGCCGGGCUCUGGUGGUCUGGAGCAUGGCCAUGGACAUCUUUCUCGAGAUGAACCUGCCAGUGCUCUCUCAGAAGGCGAAGGAGGAGAUGGAAAAAUGUUCACUGGCUGAAAUACUACAAGAUUUUACACCCACGAAGACUGACCAAGGAACAAGCAUGGGCCAGCCUUCAGAAAUGUCAAAAGUUAUAAAACAAGAUGAUACCACAGCAGCAAAGACAAAAGACCAAGGCCAAGGAGGUGACAAAGAGAACUACAAACAUCAUGUGAAGAAAAGGUUCGCCACAGUGUCGGGUGUACACCACAGUUUCAAAACCUUUGCCGCUGAUUGUCCACAAAUGCAAAUGUUGUCUGGUGCUUUCGCUCCAGACCAGCAGGGCUUCCGGCCACUCACCGUGGUCCUGCACGGAAGACCGGGGGUCGGGAAGUCGGCUCUGGCCAGAAGAAUCCUGCUGCACUGGGCCCGUGGGGAGCUCUACCCGGGUGUGUUCUCCUAUGUCUUCUUCCUCGAUGCCCGAGACAUACCAUGGAGGAGGAGAAGCAGUUUCACGGAGUUAAUUUCCAGGGAGUGGCCAGACCCUGAAGUCCCCGUGGCAAACAUCAUGUCCCAACCAGACAGGCUCUUGUUUGUGGUCGACGGUUUUGAUGACCUGGACGUUGCCCCCGAAAAUGCUGACCUGAACGUCUGUGACAACUGGACGGAGAAGCGGCCCGUGUCCGACCUGAUGUGCAGUCUGCUGAAGAAGGCCCUGCUGCCCGAGUCCUCUCUGAUCGUCACCGUCAGAGACGAGAGCCUGGAAAAGCUCUGCUCGAUGCUCAUCUCUCCCCGCUACCUCUUCAUUGAAGGAAUCGCGAUGGAGAAAAGGAUCCAGGUGUUCCUCAAGCACGUCAAGAACGAGGACCAGAAAACGCAGGUCCUGCACGAGGUGCUGGACAACCACGUGCUGAUUGACAGGUGCCAGGUGUCCGUCACGUGGUGGCUGCUCUGCCGGGCUCUUGAGCUGCAGACGGCCUCGGGGAAGGGCCUGCCCCCUACCUGCCAGGUCCUCACCGGCUUGUACGCCACCUUCGUGGCCCAUCAGCUCGCCCCUCGAGAUGGCCCGGGACGCUGCCUCAGUCCGGACGAACGAGUGGUGCUGAAGGGCCUGUGCCGGAUGGCCGUGCAGGGCGUGUGGGCCAGGAAGUUCGUGUUCUACAGCGAUGACCUGGGCAUUCACGGGCUGACGGAGCCGGAGCUCUCCGUGCUGUUUCACAAGUACAUCCUCCUGCGGGACAGCCAGGGGGAGCGGUGCUUCACGUUCCUGCACCCGAGCCUGCAGGAGUUCUACGCGGCCCUGUACUACGUGCUGGAAGGCCUGGAAGCCGAGUGGGAGCCCCAUGCUCUGUGCAUUGAGAAUUCCAAGAGCCUGAAGGAGCUCAAGCAGGUCAGCUUCAACGUCCACGUGCUGCAGAUGAAACGUUUCUUGUUUGGCUUCAUGAACAAAGAGGUGGUGCGGGCCCUGGAGGACCUGCUGGGGUGUCCCGUGGCCCUGGUGGUGAGGCGGGUGCUGCUCCAGUGGGUCUCCCUGUUGGGUCAGCAGGCCACCACCACCUCCCCGCUGGACUUCCUGGACUCCUUCUACUGUCUCUUCGAGACCCAAGACGAAGAGUUUGUCCGUUUGGCGUUGAGAAGCUUCCGGGAAGUGAGGCUGACGAUGAACCGGCCCAUGGACCUGAAGGUGUCCUCCUUCUGCCUCCAGCACUGCCAGCGCCUUCGGGAAAUUCAGAUGGACGUCAGGGAGAUCUUCCCCGAAGAUGAGGCCACCGAGGCGUGGCCCGUCGUUCCGCAAGGGCUGCAGACCAAGCCCCUGGUCAUCGAGUGGUGGGAGAACCUCUGCUCCGUGCUCAGCACCCACCCUAGCCUGCAACAGCUGGACCUCGCAGGCAGCAUCCUGAGCGAGUGGGCCAUGAGGACUCUGUGCGUCAAGCUGAGGCAGCCAACCUGCCAAAUCCAGAAGCUGAUAUUUAAAGGCACACAGAUCACCCUGGGUCUGCCUCAUCUCUGGAAGACGCUGAUCGUCAACCAUAACAUUAAACACCUGAACUUGGACAACAUUCACCUGCAAGAGGAAGACAUCGGGGUCGUGCAGGAAGCCUUAAAGCACCCCCACUGCUUGUUGGAGUCUUUGAGGUUGGAUCACUGCGGGUUAACCGACUCCUGCUGCCCACUCAUCUCCCAGAUCCUGUUGGCCUCCCACAACCUGAGGUCCCUGAGCCUCGCGGGGAACAAGGUCGCGGACCAGGGCGUGGCGUCCCUCUGCGAGGCCCUGAAGGUCUCCCAGUGCGCCCUGCACAGGCUGAUACUGGGGAACUGCGGCCUCACGGCGGCCGCCUGCCAGCACCUGUCCGAGGUCCUCACCAGCAGCCAGAGCCUGACGCACCUGGACCUGUCGACCAACCCACUGGGAAAGGAUGGCAUGACGCUGCUGUGUCGCAGCUUGAAGUGCUUCACCUGCGCUGUUCAGAGGCUGAUGCUCCGGGACUGCCACCUGGACGUUAUUGGCUGUGGCUUUCUCUCCCUCGGACUCAUGGGCAACCGCCAUCUGACCCACCUGAGCCUCAGCAUGAACCCCCUGGGGGACGACGGCGUGGACCUGCUGUGCGAGGUCCUGUUGGAAACCACCUUUCACCUCCAGGACCUGGAGCUAGUGAGAUGUGGCCUCACCGCCGCCUGCUGCAGGAAGCUGUCCCUGGUGAUCAUGACCAACACGCACCUGAAGAGCCUGGAUCUGGCGGCCAACGCCCUGGGGGACGACGGGGUGGCGGCCCUGUGCAUGGGCCUACGGCUGAAGACGGCCUCGCUGCAGAGACUCGGGUUGGAGGCGUGCGAACUGACGUCCGGCUGCUGCGAGGCCCUGGCCUCCGCGCUGCUCUGCAACCGCUACCUGCGCAGCCUGAACCUGCUGCGGAACAACCUCUGCCCCGAGGGCAUCCGGGAGCUGUGCCGCGCCUUCGGGCGCCCCACCUCCAAACUGCAGGUCAUCGGGCUGUGGAAAUGGCAGUACCCUGAUCCGGUCAUCAAGCUGCUGGACGAGGCUCAGCUCCGCAGGCCGCACAUGGUGAUCGACGGCCGCUGGUACGCCUCCGACGGAGAGGACGAAGGUGACCGGUACUGGUGGAGAAACUGA